UACUGUGUUGUGGUUCCAAAAGAGGAAAAACUUUGGGGAAACGUAGCAUUAGGUUGGGGGAAGAAAAAUGCAUCUGAGCGAAAACGAAGGGAUAGAGAAGUACAGUUUCGUGGUUACAGGUGGACUCGGUUUUAUAGGCGCCGCACUUUGUCUUGAACUCGUCAGAAGGGGUGCUCGUCUUGUUAAAGCAUUUGAUCUUAGAACCCAUUCUCCUUGGUCAUCUCAACUCACUCAAUAUGGGGUUCACCUCAUCCAGGGGGAUAUAACAGACAAACAACAAGUCCAGAAAGCACUACAAGGGUCAGAUUGUGUUUUCCAUCUUGCUUCUUAUGGCAUGUCGGGGAAAGAAAUGCUUCAAUAUAGUCGUGUUGAUGAGGUCAAUAUUAAUGGAACCUGCCACAUUAUUGAUGCUUGCCUUGACCAUCAGAUUAAGAGGCUUGUUUAUGUCAGCACACCUAAUGUUGUUUAUGGUGGUAAGGAAAUUGUUAAUGGCAAUGAGAACCUACCUUAUUUUCCAAUAGAUGACCAUGUUGAUCCAUAUGGACGAAGCAAAUCAAUUGCUGAACAAUUGGUCCUAAAGAGUAACGGUCGUCCCUUCACUAAGAAGAAUGGCAAAUGCCUUUACACCUGUGCAAUUCGUCCAGCUGCUAUAUAUGGUCCAGGUGAAGAAAGGCACCUGCCGAGGAUCAUAACUCUUACAAAGCUAGGUCUGUUUCCCUUUAAAAUCGGUUCACCAAAUGUAAAAUCAGAUUGGGUGUACGUCGACAAUCUUGUAUUGGCACUUUUAUUGGCUAGCAUGGGACUUUUGGAUGACAUCCCUGGCAGAGAAGGGCUUCCAAUUGCUGCUGGUCAACCUUAUUUUAUAUCAGAUGGUUCUCCCAUCAACAGUUUCGAGUUCCUUCGCCCUUUACUGAAAAGCCUGGAUUAUGAUCUACCAAAGACAUCACUAGCUGUCUCUCAUGCUCUUCUUCUGGGAAAAAUUUUCUGGGCUUUCUACUCCUUUCUGUAUCCUUGGUUGAAUAGUAGGUGGCUUCCUCAACCUCUGAUCCUUCCUGCUGAAGUCUACAAGGUUGGUGUCACUCAUUACUUUUCUUUCCUAAAAGCAAAAGAGGAACUUGGUUACGUCCCAAUGGUGAGUUCUAAGGAGGGCAUGGCUGCAACUAUUGCAUAUUGGCAAGAAAGAAAACGGAGGAGUUUGGACGGACCUACAAUAUGGGCAUGGCUGUUUUGUGUGAUUGGAAUGUCGGCAUUGUUUGCUGCUGCGUAUCUGCCUGAUUAUGGACCCAUUCCCUUUAUUAGAGCAGUUCACCUCUUCUUCUUUCGCUCUAUGUUGGCAUUGAAAGUUAUUUUUGUUCUAGCAGCUGCUGCACACGUAGGUGAAGCUAUAUAUGCAUGGAAUGUUGCAAAAACAAUAGAUCCUGCAAAUGCAAGAGGGUGGUUUUGGCAGACAUUUGCUUUGGGGAUAUUUUCCCUACGAUUACUUCUGAAGAGAGCUAAAAAGUAGG
Molecule: messenger RNA, 1505 nt
Organism: Solanum stenotomum
Lineage: Eukaryota; Viridiplantae; Streptophyta; Magnoliopsida; Solanales; Solanaceae
Exons: 5
Coding region: 68-1504 (478 amino acids)
Biological process (GO): steroid biosynthetic process
Molecular function (GO): 3-beta-hydroxy-Delta5-steroid dehydrogenase (NAD+) activity
Source: RefSeq, a predicted model, not a curated record